CCCACCCCCACCACCUCCUCUUCCUCCACCUCGGAGCCCCGCCCCCCCCUCCUCUCCCUGGUUCCCGCCAAAACAGGGAGCGCGGCCACGGCGGCCACGCCCCUCGCUCGCCCCCCCGGCUCCCUCCUCGCCCUCCCCACCGCCCCCUCAUUGGCCCGCGGCAUCGCCGGGGGCGGGGCCCGGCCCUCGCCCCGCCCCUUGGCCCCCCCCGGGCUCCCUCCUCAGCCUCACCCCGACCCGGGCCGGGGGUGGGGGGGGGGCGGCGGGGGGGGGGGCUGACCCCGAGGGGCCCCUUCCCCCUGCUGGGCGCGGGGGGGGGGCGGCAGAGCAGGGGGCGGGGCUUUCCCGCGCCCGGCCACUCCCUUUUUGGCCACUCCCCCCGGCCGGGCGGGAGGGGGCGGGGCUUACCCGCGGAGCCCCGCCUCCUCCUCCUCCCCUUUCCUGCGCGGGGGGGCCGGUGGGGUGUGCGGGUUCCGGUCCUGCCUGCAUCGUUUCCAGGGUAACGGGCUUAUGGGAUGCGGCGGACGUAUGGGUGGGAGCUGCCUGCACCGUUUCCAUGCCUGAGCUCGGCCCAGUACAACACCGCCUUGUCCCAGUACGGCAGCGCCCAGUACCAGUACGCCAUCAGCGCCCAGUACGCCCAGUACGCGCAGCUGGCGGCCUCCCAGUACCCCGCCAGCGCCAGCAGCAGCACCAAUGAGGUGACCCCGUACACGGCCACGACCACCGCGGCGGGCGGCGGGGGGGCCGCGGGGGGGGACUCCCAGUACAGCACCAGCGCGGCCCAGUACGCGGCCAGCGCCGCCCAGUACGCGGCGUCGGGGGCCGCGGCCGCAGCGGGAGGGGGGGGCACGGACGCGGCCCAGUACGCAACUGGGAGCCAGUAUGGGGGGCAGUGGGGGGAUGUGGGGCAGGAGGCGGCGUGGGGCAGCUCCGGGGUCACCUGGGGGUCGUGG
Molecule: messenger RNA, 956 nt
Organism: Pezoporus flaviventris
Lineage: Eukaryota; Metazoa; Chordata; Aves; Psittaciformes; Psittacidae
Product: circumsporozoite protein-like
Exons: 2
Source: RefSeq, a predicted model, not a curated record